This is a messenger RNA of Dovyalis caffra, 198 nucleotides long. The record is from the annotation of a GenBank genome assembly. NCBI's taxonomy places the organism in Eukaryota, Viridiplantae, Streptophyta, Magnoliopsida, Malpighiales, Salicaceae.
AUGGAGGGUGGGGAAUGCAUUCAAGGUGGAGGAGACCCAUCAGAGUUCUUCUCUGACAGGAACUCUAAGGAUGGCAGAAACGGAAGCUGCAGCAAAGACUCCAACGUUACUGCCAACACUGGAAUCAGCAAAGACUCCAGCAAUUAUGCAACUCCUCUCGUGGCUCACCUGCACCAAUAUGAUAAGGAUAAGGGAUGA